AGAACCGUGUGCUGGAUAUUCAUUUUGCUCUGAACGCGCUCCAAGAGGAGUCCACACUGAACCUCGAGGAAUGGGAGAAGUUGGACGGCCAAAAACGCUCACUGGAAAAGUUGUUGCAGAAAACCGUUUUUCAGGAGGAGACCGCACAAGAGUGUCUCUAUUUCCGGGAUAAACGACAGGAAAUUGACCUGGUCCACGACGCUCCAGAGAGGGCGCUCCUAGCGGUAAGAGGGAAUAAAUCCUCCCCGGAUAGGACAAGAUGUCUUUUGUCAAGUUUGCAUAAUAUGAGUGAAACGCAUUUUCAACUUGGAUUCUUGUGUCAAAGAAUGGCUCGACUUCGCUGUAAAAAGCACCCUAGAUUACCACCUUAA
Dibothriocephalus latus is the source of this 371-nucleotide messenger RNA. Lineage: Eukaryota; Metazoa; Platyhelminthes; Cestoda; Diphyllobothriidea; Diphyllobothriidae. The record is from the annotation of a GenBank genome assembly.